Molecule: messenger RNA, 6304 nt
Organism: Hemiscyllium ocellatum (epaulette shark)
Lineage: Eukaryota; Metazoa; Chordata; Chondrichthyes; Orectolobiformes; Hemiscylliidae
Product: transmembrane channel-like protein 7
Exons: 17
Coding region: 268-2418 (716 amino acids)
Cellular component (GO): plasma membrane
Molecular function (GO): mechanosensitive monoatomic ion channel activity
Source: RefSeq, a predicted model, not a curated record
UAUUUGAAUCCUGGGUGUUGUUGGAGCCUGUGUAUAUUUGAAUCCUGGGUGUUGUUGGAGCCUGUGUAUAUUUGAAUCCUGGGUGUUGUUGGAGCCUGUCUCUCGGUUGCUGUGUUCUCUGAGGGGUGACUGGCUCAUGGCCCCUGCCCGGGGCGAUGCUCGUGAGGCGUUACCGAGUGACUGACGGCACUGACAGGAAACGGCGGCUUCAGCGGCACCAGAGUUACUCACCGAACACCGGAGCGGGAGAUCGGCAGCGGCGGCAGCAUGCAGUGGGAUCGGUCCCCCUCUUCGAAGAGCAGGACCGCCGGUUUCUUCCUUUCUCUCAACCCACUCUUGCGUGAAUUGCCUAGUUAUCAAUCGCUAAUUCGAAGGGCUUCAACUGGAAAAAGUUCAACCAGACGGAAAAGCAGUGCCCCCAGUUAUUUGUUUACUUCACUAACUCACAGAAGAGCUGGCUCAGAUGUGUGCGAACAGAACAUUGGGCCAUUGCGAGAAAUGCCCCUUAGCAUUGAGGAGAAGAAGCGAAUCAGAGCUAGUCCAGAUUAUCAAGCUUACAUGUUAACAAAAUAUGAUCAAGGCCGUCUGUUUAGAAAAAAGGCAAGAUUUGUUCAAACUGUCAAGGAGCGUUUAUCCAGCCUGUACCUUUGGAAAAAAGACAUUCAUGAUAUAGAAGGCAAAUUUGGCACUGGAAUCCGAUCUUACUUUUCCUUUCUUCGUUUUCUGGUUUUGUUGAAUUUUGUGAUAUUUCUGUUAAUGUUUGCUCUUGUCAUACUUCCAACCAUCAUUUCAAAGACCAGACUUGUUAACACUACGUAUGCUGACAUUCCCUCCUCUGUAGUAGCUCAAGAGUGCACAGUGUAUGAACAGCCUAAAACCAAGCUUGUCCUUUUCUAUAGUUACAUGAUCAAUCUUUUCUCAGGAACAGGAUUUUUGGAGCAGACAUAUCUAUUUUAUGGAUUUUAUAGAAUUGAUUAUUUGAGUUCUGGCCAUUUUCACUAUAACCUAUCACUUGCAUACUUCAUGGCAACCUGCUUCUAUAUCCUACUGAGUUUAUUCUGGGUAGUGAAAAGGGCUGUGGAAGGUUUCAAACAAAGCUUCAUAAGAUCUGAAGAUCGAUUUCAAAGUUUCUGUAAUAAGAUUUUUGCUGGCUGGGACUUUUGCAUCACUGAUCAGCAUGCUGCAGAGCUGAAGCAUAGCAGUCUCCAGUAUGAACUGAAAACUGACUUGAACGAAGAGAGAAUCAAACAGAAGAUUGCAGAUAGGACGAAGAAGGAGAAGUUCAGAAUCUACCUCUUGAGAGUUUUUUUGAAUUUGGUAGUUGUAAUGAUAUUGGUCACUUGCUUUUACUGCAUUUACAGAACUACUGUUUACUCUCAACGAGCUCAUAAAAAUGCAGAUAAUGUUGAAGCCUUCACAUCUGAUCUAAUCAUUGAGUACCUACCAUCUAUUGUUAUCACAGCAGCUAACUUUAUCACACCACGCCUGUUUGAAUGUAUAAUUCAAUUUGAAGACUAUUCACCAGCCUUUGAGAUAAAGUUUAUGCUUAUCAGGUCUGUGUUUGUGCGAUUGGCUAAUAUUAUUGUUCUUUUGGUGAGCUUGUGGUCACAAAUCACGACUUGUACUGGUGAUGACGAGUGUAAACCGUGUGGCUACAACAACAAAUUGUAUCCAUGCUGGGAAACCCGAAUAGGACAAGAAAUGUACAAGUUAAUGAUAUUUGACUUAAUAAUAAUUUCAUCAGUUACAUUGUUUGUGGAAUUCCCCAGAAAGUUAAUUGUAACCUAUUGCACGUGGGCCCCAUUCAAGUGGUGGGGUCAACAGCAGUUUUCAGUUCCUCAAAACGUAUUAGAAAUUGUAUAUGGUCAGACUAUCUGCUGGAUAGGAACAUUUUACUCACCAUUGCUCCCUGGAAUAGCAACCAUCAAAUACUUCAUCAUAUUUUAUAUCAAAAAGAUAUCUCUGAUGAACAACUGCCGUCCUUCCACCAGACCUUUUCGAGCAUCAAGCUCUAACUUCUUCUUUCUGGCCGUGCUGUUAAUUGGACUUCCUCUAGCCUGUGUGCCUAUUGCUUUUAGUGUUGGAGUGAUCAAAUCAUCUAAAUCCUGUGGGCCAUUUGUUAAAUACAAUAUAUCGUGGCAUGUCAUACCAGCAACCAUCGACCGUUUCCCCAAGGUCUUUAACAAGCUUCUGUAUGGUUUGGCAUCUGAGGCUUUUGCAGUGCCAUUCUUUUUAUUUGUAUGCCUUAUCCUUUUCUAUCUGGUUGCGUUGGCUGGAGCACAUAAACGAGUUGUUGAUCAGUUAAGGGAACAACUGGCUAUGCAAAGCCGUGACAAACAGUAUCUUAUCAAAAAACUGACAAGAGAUUCGCUCCUUUUGAAGAAGAGGUCCACCACAUCAACCAUUCAGGAAAACUGAAGGGAGACCAUUUCCAAGGCAGUAUUACCUCGGAGUGGAAGCAUGUCUUAAUACUGUGAAAGAAACACAAUAUUUGCCAUCCGGAUGCAUCAUUACAAACUGCUGUCCAGUUCCACAACAUCGAAGACAGAAACAAAACCAGAAAGUGCUGGAGAAACACAGCAUGUCUGGCAGCAUCGGUGGAGAGAGAAACAGACUUAGCAUUUUGAAUACACCUUCUUCAAAACUGUCAUACAGUUACCGUUUUGAGUCCAGUAUGACAGUUUCAAAGAAGAAUUAUGCUGAACUUGAAAUGUUAAGUCUGAUUCUCUCUCCACAGAUGCUACCAGACAUGCUGGGGUUCUCCAGCACUUGUCUCAGAUUUGCAGCAUCUGCAGGAUUUGUCUUUAAGUUGUGUACCAACCAGUGUGGUGUUGACAGCUUUGCUGCAGAACUUCUAAUGAUUGUUCAUUUGAAUGUAAUGUCUCCUUUCCUGUGUCAUAGUUUUUUCAGAUUCCACUUGUUUGUGAAAUUUAUUUUAAUGCUACUACAUAGUAGACAACUGGUAGAAAUUUUACAAUCCCACAUCCACAUUAGGGAUAUUUGAACUUGAGCACCCUUAGUGAAACCUUGUUGUUGCAAGCAUAACUAGUAUUGCACUUAGCACCCAAUCUAAAUCACAAUCAAUAUAACCUAAUCUGCAAUUACUUGCUACUCACAUCAAUCCUAUCAACUUUAUAGAUCUAUCUGUGCCUUUAGUAAAUUAUCUAGAUGUCCUUACAGUUUCUGUUUAAAAUCAGUAAGCAAAACCAGCUGUCAAACUACUCUGUUUACAGCACACUGUAGCUGGAUAAUUUCGCUCAACAGCCUUGGUUUCUAAAAAAAUAGCAAUUAAGGGAAUGUUUGCCACAAUUUUGUAAAUAUUUACCAUGUACUUCUUGCAUUUUCAUUGUCUACUCUAACCUCAACAAACAAUCAGGAGAACCUUCAUUACCUACAUUAGUAACAUCCUUGUAAAACAAACUGAGUUAUGAAGAGGUGUCCAUUUAUCCAUCAAUUUAAUUAGUAUAUCCUAUUUUAGAUUGAUAGAAUCUUGUUCUAGGUUCAAGAUUGCUUAUAGUUUGUACUUGUGGUGUCCUCUUGUUUCCUUUAAUAUAGUUCCCAUCACAGUUUGUUGCUAACAUGUGUUAUUGUGAAUUAGCAUGUUCUCCAACUCAAAGGUACCAACAGUCCAGGAAAUCUGCUGGUAGCUUGCUAGAAAAUGUUGCUGUGUUACCACCACAGACCAUUAUUUACACGCUAUUCAACCAGCAAAUUCAAGAUUGCUCAGCGAGUUCCAAAUCUCCAGAAUUUGCUGAUCAAUUAAUGCAACUUUUCAGAAAUAGCAUCUUACUCUUUGAUAUUCUGUUUGUUUUUAAAUGAUACAAACCUAGCAAGUUUUGAAUGAAAUGCCACCUAAGGGCAAGAUGCUAUUUGUGCAUAGAUAGUGGUGUUAAUUAGCAGGAAGACAAAUCUGCUCUUUAUGAUGUGACUUUUAUAACACUAACAGAUGUUAAUGUAAUGGUACAUCAAUAUCAGAAAUGAAUCAAUUUGAAGUGUUCAGGCUCAUUAAUGCGUGCAACCAAUUGUUGAAAGUUUUUUUAAACUUUAUUUUCUUUCCAUUUCUUGUUCUAGUAAUCAUCUUAAUCUCAUAAUUUAUUCUCUGUUCUAUUUCUUUAGAACAUUUAACUCUUACUUACAAGCCUUCUCUCUUUUCAAUGCUGUUUCUUCCUUGUUCCUAAAAUCUCAUUGGAUCACUAGUGUUGGUCUCACUAAGAUGUCUGAGGGCCUCACUGCUCCAUUAUCAGAUUGCAGCAAGUCAUAGUGUGAAAAUGUUUUAAUCUAGGAAACGUCUUAACUGUUGACUCAUGCCUCAAACUUCCCCACUCCAGUGAAAUAUAUCCCAUCACAUCAGGUUUCAAUACAAAUCAAAAAUAAUUGAAGAAAAAAAAAUGACAAAAAAUGUUGUCUAAUACUGUGUACUUCUGAAAUGGAGCAGAAAAUGCCCUAAGUAAACAAUAUUUAAACCUUAACUGAUGUGAGAAUAUUUUCACUUAACAAUUGCACUUGUUGCCCAAGAGGGGCACAUCACUUUCACCGAAUAAUGCAAAAUAUUCCAUUGAUGCUGUUGUCAAAACUGUGUGUUUAUACUGCAAUAUUUGUGAAGACUAUCAAAUCAUUUUGAUAUAAAUGCUAAAUUUUACUAUAAAAAAUUUGUGGUUCUCUCUAUAAUUCCACAAACAGUGAAUUGUCAAAUAAUUGUUUGGUAUUCAGAACUUUAAUAUUGCUAGAAAGAAGAGACAAUUUGAUGAAACUUUUUGCUUUAUUUGCUUCUUUAAUUGGUAUUCUUGUGAAAUGUCCUGAUGAGUUCAAGACAAAACGCCUUGACAAAAUGUGUUUUUUCAGCGAUAAUGAACUUUGUCAAUGACAGAAAAUAAAAUUGGAGCAACAACGGUUACACUUGUAUUGGUCAACUUGGGUGCUUUAGCAGAAAACUAAGAAAAGUCUCCAGUUCUAUUAUUAAUCUGAGUAGGAGUUUAAAGAACAGAUUGCAUCAGAAGCUCUGGAUUAACAUGCUCACAUUUGGGAUUUUCUUUUUAGCUUUAGGAAGUGAAUUUUGAUUCCAUUCUCUCCAACUGAUCUUUUGACUAAUGCUUUCUUAACACAACCACAUACUCAUAGACUAAAUAUUUUAGUUCACAAUAUAUCCAUCUGUAAUAAACAUGGGGCCAAAUCUUCAUACAGCAUUUGAACUGCUGUGUCUGAAACUGAUCAGUCAUAAAACUGUGCAUUUCCCUGGUUAUAUCUUAAAUAUCGAUGAGUACAAAAGCCCUGUCAGAGAUCUGUGAUAAGGGCCUGCAGAAAAUAUCCCCCAUCACCCCCUCCUCCCAACUUUCUAUGCCACCGGGAUCUGUGAAUGAUGACUGAAGGUGUAUAGGGGGGUGGGUUGACAUGUGAGGUACUUAGGUGGUUCUGAGAGUAGUUAGAGUGGGUUAGUAGGGCCUGUUGGGUUUAGGGUUGACCAGGUUAGGUCAGAAAGGUAAUCAUGUCUAGUUGGAUCACAGUCAUGUUGAAUUGUCAUUGGUAGUCAGCUUGCAGCUAGCCUUGCCAGGUUAUGAAGGAUAGCAUGGUUAGGAAGGGUUGUUAGGUUGGUGGAGGCCAAGAUGUGUCAGUGUGGGUCACACUUGGAUAGUUGAGUAGAGGGUUUGUCAGGAGGUGUCAACAUGAGUAAUUGGGGAAGGAAGGGAAUCAGUUCUGAAGUUACUGAGGAGUGAGACUAGUUCUUGAUGUUUAAUAUUUCCUGGGUUACUGUUCAGAUUGGGACCAUGGGUCUGUUUGAAGUCAGUGACUCUUAAUCUGAAUUUUUUUUCUAAAGGCUCCCAGGAUGACUUUUAAACCUUCUGCAGUCUGAAUAUUGAAAGAGUCCUGACGUAUAUCUUGGAUUGCUCGUCUGAUCUCAAAUGUUCUGGAGUGGGGAGACUGUUUGGGUCAUAUUAUAUAUGUUUGCUUACAAGAUUUGUAAAAUUAUUAACUUUUUAUCUACUAACUGCAUUAUUUCAUAUUAUAUCUUCAGUAUAACAGCUUCUCCAGAAAACUUACUCUGUCAAAGAAUGCUGCUAUUAUUAUCGCAGUACUGUCUUAUUGAAUUAUGUUUUGUUGCUUCAUUUUUGGGUAUUUAUUUACAAAGUUUCUUUAGGACACAUAUUUAUGAGUUUUCAUAGCUUCAGGUGGAGUAAUGGAUUAUUAACAAAUGCAUAUUGCAAGUUAUUGCAUGAAAUGUUCCUCAAGUGUUUCUAUUUCAAGUGUAUGCAUACAAAUAUGUAUAUAUGUCUGUAAAAAUAUUAAAUAAUUAACUUUGCACAAAUAA